Messenger RNA from Lutzomyia longipalpis, 2954 nucleotides. RefSeq names its product glutamine synthetase 1, mitochondrial (gene Gs1). The record is from RefSeq and is a predicted model, not a curated record. The transcript is spliced from 2 exons. Bases 669 to 1874 code for a protein of 401 amino acids. Gene Ontology annotation, cellular component: cytoplasm. Gene Ontology annotation, molecular function: glutamine synthetase activity. NCBI's taxonomy places the organism in Eukaryota, Metazoa, Arthropoda, Insecta, Diptera, Psychodidae.
AGAUGGUCGGAUGUGCGCGCGGGGGGGUGGAGUGGCACGGCUGCAGACCCAUGAGCACGCGAAAGACUCCGGACUGAAGACGACGGGUGAUCUGGGUGAGUUCAGGAAGCGCAGUCACAAGCCACAGACGGCAGUCAGAGUCGAGCAGUCGAGCUUUCGAGUUCUCUCUUGCAACACAAAACCAUUUUGGUUCAAUAAAGAAAAGUAAUAUUUAAUUUUUUUUCCACCGAGAGUGUUAUUCCAACUGGUCUCGCUCUUUUUCCUCUCACUCUUUAUUCAUCGCACUACAAAUUAUACUUUGUGAAACACAGUUGACUUUAAAUUAAAUAAAUUUACAGCUUUUUUGCUUGUUUUGUGAGGGAAUUUGAUAAAAAGCGAAAAUUGGUGGCGUCUUUUGCGCAAUUAAAUUUAUAUAAAAAAGUGUGCCAAAUUGAGUUGUUAAAAAAAAAUUAUCUUGGAAGAACCACGGAGAAUCUCACGGUGAAAGUGAUAAGAAAGAAAUCUGGCGAAGACAAAAGCCAGACUUUGCGGGAGAACGAGAAAAUUUCACAAAGAACGCGUUGUGUAAGGGUCACAAAGUGCGCCAAAAGGAGGAAAUCCUGAAGGGCAUUUAAGGACAAAAGUGUGUCUUGUGAGCAUAGAAAAAGGAACACCACCCAGCAUCCGAAAUGGCUCUUAGAGUGGUGGGUUUAUUGAUUCGCCAAGAAAUGUCUACUCUCACGAGUAAGGCACCAUCGCGCAUGUUCAGCAGCACACCAAGAGCUCUCUCCAGCGUCCUGGCCAAUUCACCAAAUGCUGACUUCAACAAGAAAGUCAUGGACCGAUAUUCGCGCCUUCAGCUCAAUCCCAACGUCAUCCAAGCUACCUAUGUGUGGAUUGAUGGAACAGGAGAAAAUGUGCGCAGCAAAACGCGUAUACUGAACAAGAAACCCGAAAGUCCCGCUGAGGUCCCUAAGUGGAGCUACGACGGUAGUUCAACGUAUCAGGCACUUGGUGGGAAUUCCGAUACAACCCUCGUGCCACGAGCAAUCUACAAGGAUCCCACGAAAUUCGGCGUGAAUGACAUCAUUGUGAUGUGUGACACGUACAAGCCCGAUGGUACGCCGUGUGACACGAACCACAGGUGCGCAAUGCAGCAUACAAUGGAUAAGAUUCAUCAUGAAGAACCGUGGUUUGGUAUUGAGCAAGAAUACACAUUCCUGGACUUUGACAAUCGUCCACUGGGUUGGCCAGCUCAUGGCUUCCCUGGGCCUCAGGGUCCGUACUACUGUGGCGUUGGAGCUGAUCGUGUAAUUGCCAGGGAUAUCGUGGAAGCCCAUGGGGUGGCGUGUAUCUAUGCUGGGAUUGAUUUUGCCGGCACCAAUGCUGAGGUCAUGCCAGCCCAGUGGGAGUACCAGGUUGGUCCGAGUUUGGGUAUGAAGUGUGCCGAUGAUCUCUGGGUGUCACGAUACCUUCUGUGGCGCAUUGCUGAGGACUACGGGGUGGUCGUGACGUUCGAUCCUAAGCCCAUGGAUGGACCGUGGAAUGGUGCUGGUGCCCAUACGAAUUUCUCAACGCGCAAAAUGCGCGAAGAUGGUGGCAUGAAAGUCAUCGAGCAGGCAAUUGAGCGCCUGUCCAAGAAGCAAGAUCAUCACAUUCGCUGCUACGAUCCACAUGGUGGGAAGGACAAUGAACGUCGACUCAUUGGGCGCCUUGAGACGUCGUCCAUUAAGAAAUUCUCAUGGGGUAUUGCCGAUCGUGGGGUCAGUGUCCGUGUACCACGAGGUGUUGCUGAUGCUGGAAAAGGCUACCUGGAGGAUCGUCGACCCAGUUCAAAUUGCGAUCCCUACGCUGUGUGCAAUGCUAUCCUCGAUACAUGCUGUGUUGACAAAUAAGGACACAAAAGAAAAACUUGCUUUCCAACGCUGGCGUAAAAAAUGGUAAAAAAUCUUUUAAAGAAAACAAAAAUUGGUUGUUAAAUUCGGUCAAAUUCACAAUAAUAUCGCUGUAACGUUAAAUAUCUAAUAAUUGCAUAUUAUAUAUCUCUAUAUCAAUUAAACAUCUAUUAGAAGAAAAAAAAGUUUGUAAUUGAUGUGACUGUUUGAAGACAUAUAGAAAAAAAAAGAAAAGUUUUUUAAGAAUCAUAAAUAUAAUUUUUCUUUAAUCUUAGUUUCAAGACAUAUCGUUGAUGAAAUCGGUGAGAUAAAAAAAAACGUACAGACUCUGUUGUCAAAUGUUGUGUAGAGAAAGAGAUUUCUGUGUAGAGUUUAAAAAUAUUUCAGUGGGAAAGACUAAAUAACUGACGAAGAGACGAAGCAAAGAAAGCUUAGAAAUUAUCUUUAUAUACAAAUUGGGUUGAUAAGGAAUGAAUAUAUAAUUUUACAUUUGAUAGAGAAACAAACACAUCUUGUCCACUAAAUUUAAUUAAUGAAAAAAACUCUAUUCUUACAAAAAAUGCAUUUAGAUUUACAAUGAAAAUUUUUAUAUUUAGUUAAGACAUUUGGGGAGACGGGAGAAAGUCUUUUUUCGUGUGAUUUUCUCUUUAUUGUAAAAAAAUUAACCAUUGUGAGGAAAAAAACUGAGACACACGCAAGCAUUUUUUUAAAUUGGGUGGUGUGACGCAGCAUAAAAAAAAUUACAGAGGGAGUGAGAAAUUUAAAAGAAAAAAAAAUGAAAGAAAAGUCGUAGACUCAAAAUAGUGGUUUAAUUCUUAAUGAUUAAAAUGUUUAAUUUAGAAUUGGGGAGGACUUUAUAUUUUUUUUUCGUUAUAUUGCAUAAAUUGUAAGGUAUCAGUAUUUAGUUUCGUAAUAAAGAAAAAAAACAGGACAAAAGAAUAAAAUACAUGUUGAAUCGAAUAGGCAAAAUGAUUAAAAGGAAAAAGAACUCUUUGUUAGUUUAAAAAGAAAAAGAAUAUAUCAGAUGAUGAUGUGCAAAAACCUUUGUCUAAGUUGAAUAUAUAUAUUUUGUAAAUACAA